Molecule: messenger RNA, 1083 nt
Organism: Letharia columbiana
Lineage: Eukaryota; Fungi; Ascomycota; Lecanoromycetes; Lecanorales; Parmeliaceae
Exons: 3
Coding region: 1-1083 (360 amino acids)
Molecular function (GO): nitronate monooxygenase activity
Source: RefSeq, a predicted model, not a curated record
AUGCCCUUUGCUACAGCCCUCACACGCCAGCUCGGGAUCAAGAUCCCGGUCGUGCAAGGAGGCAUGCAAUGGGUCGGCUACGCUGAAUUGGCCUCCGCGGUUUCGAAUGCUGGCGGCUUAGGAAUUCUCACAGCCCUAACGCAACCCUCCCCCGCCGACCUCCGCAAAGAGAUCCAGCGCUGCAAAACCAUGACCCCACACCCCUUCGGCGUGAACCUGACCCUCCUCCCCGCCCUCGUCCCCCCCGACUACCACGGCUACGCCCAAGCCAUCAUCGACGAGGGGAUCCGCAUCGUCGAAACGGCCGGCAACUCCCCCGGCCCCGUGAUCCGGCAGCUCAAGGCCGCCGGCUGCACCGUCCUGCACAAGUGCACCACGGUCCGGCACGCCCGGAGCGCCGUCGCCCUCGGCGUCGACUUCCUCUCCAUCGACGGCUUCGAGUGCGCCGGCCACGUCGGCGAGAGCGACGUCACCAACUUCAUCCUGCUGUCCCGGGCGCGGCAGAGCCUGACGGUCCCGUUCAUCGCCAGCGGCGGCUUCGCGGACGGGCAGGGGCUCGCGGCCGCGCUGGCGCUGGGCGCGGAGGGCAUCAAUAUGGGCACGCGGUUCAUGUGCACGAUCGAAGCGCCCAUCCAUCACAAUGUCAAGGUGGCCAUUGUGGAGGCGCAGGAGACGGAUACGGAGCUCGUGCUGCGCCGGUGGCGGAACACGAGUCGGUUGUUUGCGAAUAAAGUCGCCAAGGAGGCGGUGAAGGCUGAGCGGGAGAGUGUGAGUGGGAAGUUUGAGGACGUGGCGCCGUUUGUGAGUGGGAAGAGGGGGAGGGAGGUGUUCGUGAAUGGGGAUGUGGACCAUGGGGUUUGGACGGCGGGGCAGGUCAUCGGGUUGAUUCAUGAUAUUCCAUCUUGCCAGGAGCUGGUGGAGAGGAUUGAGCGGGAGGCGGAGGAGACGUUGGAUAAAGCUAGCUCGCUCAUCGUGGGUCGUGGGUCGAGGCCGCAAGGGAAGCAACCCCCCCCUGGGGAGGUUGGGAAGAACAUGAACAAUCCUGGUGCGGAAAUGUGGGGGAUCGGAAAAACGAAGAUCUAG